This is a messenger RNA of Parnassius mnemosyne (clouded apollo), 633 nucleotides long. NCBI's taxonomy places the organism in Eukaryota, Metazoa, Arthropoda, Insecta, Lepidoptera, Papilionidae. The record is from the annotation of a GenBank genome assembly.
AUGCCUAAGAAGUUUGUCGGAGAAAACAGCAAAGCAGUUGCUGCGCGAGAGCGUAAAGAACUUGCAAAAGAAGAGAAAGACCAAAAACUUAAGAAGAUGAUAGAAGAUUCUGAAUGGCAAGAUGAUGAUGAGAAAUUGAAAAAAAAGCAACAAAAGAAGGAAGAACAAGAAAAAAAACGACUGGAGCAAUUAAAGAAGAAAGCAGAAGCAAAAGCAUUAUUGGAGAAGGAGAUGGAAUCAAUUAAAGGCACUGUUAAAGCAGCACCACAGCCAAAGAUCACUCGUGCACAAAUAGAACAAAUAAAGGAAAGGUCCAAGAAGGCUGAGCCAGAAAAACCAGUGCCUGCAAGAGUUGUAGUUGAAGAGCCUCCACUUGAAGAAAAUCUUAAUAGAUUACAAUUAGAAGGUGAAGUUGCACAAUCCGUAGAAGAAGCUAUUUCUAUACUAAGUGAUAAAGCAGAUACUGAUAAGCACCCUGAGAAGCGUAUAAAAGCUGCAUAUACUGCAUUUGAAGAAAUUAAUCUACCAAGAUUGAAGGCUGAAAACCCAUCCCUGAGGUUGUCACAACUUAAACAGAUGCUUAGGAAAGAAUGGACUAAGUCUCCACAGAACCCACUUAAUCAGAAGAUUUGA